UCAUAGACUAAAAUAUAGAUUUUCUUCGGAUAUGGCCGCUGUAUCGGCAAUACAACAUCUGCAAUGUUUUGUAAAUUCAUUUUUAUAAAAUGAAUAAGGUGUUUUUUACUUAUGUAUAGUGAUUAGUGGACCGUGUACAGUGCUGUGAUAUUUGUAAUGGAUGCAGAGAACGAGUACGAAAAAAAGAGAGUUCGUGAGGCCAUACAAACGAUAGAGACUAUCCAGUCCAUGAUCGACGUUUCAGCUGAUAGACUCGAGGGUUUACGGACACAAUGUUCGACGAGCGCCGAGCUGACGCAGCAGGAGAUCCGGACCCUGGAGGGCAAGCUAGUGAAGCACUUCUCUCGACAGCUGGUGAUCAAGGCCAGCUUCGGUGAGGAGUUGCGGCGUGAGCUCGGCGAUGUGCCGUGUCUCGCGCAGUGGCUACGAGUCGUGGGGCUCAGCCCCGAGGCUAUCGAGGCGGUAUGUUCCCGCGUGGCGUCACUGGAGACGCUGCGGGAGCGCUCCGACCACGAGAUGCGCGCGCUGCUCGCCGGCGCCCGCGACGAGGAGGUGCUGCGCCUGUGCCGCGCCAUGCAGCGCCUCAGGUCUUAUAUAGAGGCGCUAGGUCGCGGCGAGGGCGGCGCGGAGCUGCAGCUGUUCUGGGACUCGUGGGAGCGGCAGGCGCGGGCGUCGCCGCGGGCCCCGCGCGCGAGGCACGCCAACCACGACCACCACGGCACGCCGCAUAAUAAGAAAGGUGGCAAGUCUCCCCCCACUCCUGUGGCGAAGCGGAAACAGAACAGCACCCUGCCCGCGCCCGCCGCGCUCACCAAGUCACGCUCGCACGAGUCGCAGCUGUCCGUCAGACCUGAUGCCUCAGACCUCAGCGACAACAGCCAGUCCUCAGCAGUAGGCACAGGCGAGGUGACUCCCCCCGCCUCCCCGCACGACACGGAAUCCGACAACACGCCACAACACCGACCCCUAGCUUACUACAAUAAUAACCUGCGGCGCGCGAGCGGCGGGCGGGCGGCGCGGCUGGCGCGGCUCGUAUGCGCCUGCGCGGUGACUCAGCCGCAGCCGCUGCCUCUCUACACGCAGGUGGCGGUAGUGGCGCCGCGGUCGCCGCGCACGCCGACGGUGUCGCGCUGCAUGGCGCAUGACAUCGCGCAUCGCUUCACCAAGACCUUCAACAUGAUCGCGACAUGCGAUUACUGUGAUAAGCAGAUGCUCUUCGGUUCGGGACUCAAGUGUAAGGAGUGCAAGUUUAAGUGUCACAGGGAUUGCGAGAGUAAAGUACCUCCCUCUUGUGGUCUACCGCCAGAGUUUGUGGAUGCUUUCAAAGAAAAGUUCCAUAAAGACGGCGGUUACUACGGCUACGUGUCGCCGACGCCGGGCCGCGGCACAGGCUUCCUGUCGUCCCUCACGCAUCGCCGCCGGCCACACGCGCCGCCCGCGCCUCACCAUCAGGGCGGUCCCGACUCUUCCUCCAACACGUCAUCGUGCAACAGCUCGACGCCGUCAUCCCCUGCGCUGGCGCCGCCGCUCACCCCCCACCAUCCGCAUCAUCCCCACCACCCACCCACUACGAAGCAGCAGUUUCAUUUCCCUGAAGUAAAGCCGGUGGUGUCGAGCCCCAACCACGUGGCGGUGCAGUCGCCCGCGCGCCACCACGACAAGGAAGACCUCACCGCUAGUGUUAAAAGUGGCGACAGUUCCCGCUGCGUGUCGCUGUCGGGCUCGGGCUCGACGGACAGCGGCGGCUGUCAGCGCGGCGACUCGCUCGACAUGUCCAACAAGCACGGAGACUCGCGGUGGCCCAGGCAGAAUAGUCUAUCAAUGAAAGAAUGGGACAUCCCGUACGACGAGCUGAAGCUGUUCGAGGUGAUCGGCACGGGGCGCUUCGGCACGGUGUACCGCGGCAGCUGGCACGGCGCCGUGGCCGUCAAGGUGCUGCACGUGCUCAGCGACGACUGCGUGCCGCUCGACACCUUCAAGCACGAGGUAGCGACAUUCCGCAAGACCCGUCACGAGAACCUGGUCCUGUUCAUGGGCGCGUGCAUGAAGCCGCCGCGACUCGCCAUAGUGACGUCGCUGUGCAAGGGCAUGACGCUGUACACGCACAUCCACCUGCGCAAAGACAAGUUCACCGCCAACAAGAGCGUCAUCGUUGCGCAACAGAUAUCUCAGGGAAUGGGCUACCUCCACGCACGAGGCAUCAUUCACAAGGACCUGAAAACCAAGAACAUAUUCUUAGAGAACGGCAAAGUGGUGAUCACGGACUUCGGCCUCUUCAGUGUUACCAAACUUUGUUUUGGAAACAAAUUAGUACAAAGUCUGCGCGGCGACAGCCUGGGCAUCCCGGCGGGCUGGCUGUGCUACCUGGCGCCCGAGCUGUGUCGAGCACUCACGCCGCACGCCAGCCUGCACCUGCCCUUCUCCAAGGCCACCGACGUCUACGCAUUUGGUACGGUGUGGUACGAGCUGCUAUGCGGUGAAUACCCGUUCAAGAGCCAGCCGCCCGAGGCCGUCAUCUGGCAGGUCGGCAAGGGCGUCAAACAGUCACUCGCUAACAUGCAGGCCUCCAGAGAUAUUAAGGACAUCCUAAUGCUAUGCUGGUCGUACCGCUCAGCAGAGCGACCGGACUUCCCGCACCUGCUGUCCACGCUGCAGAAGCUCCCACGCAAGCGCCUCGCGCGGUCACCCUCGCAUCCCGUGCAUCUGUCCCGGUCUGCGGACUCCGUGUUCUGAAAUAUGAGGGUAGGAUGCUGGGAGAUUGUGGUGGAGUAGGCUGGUAUCAAACGUAAUGGCGGCGCAGUGUUACGGAGGGCAUUGGGUAGGUGGUGUAAGUAAAGCGAUUUGUGAGCCGUCAUUGAGUUUGGUGAGGGCUAAAUAAGAUCUGUAUGGAUUCCUUCUUGUUUAUCUGUUCUGAAAUGUUUGGUAACCUAAAAAGUUGGAAGGUUUCGUAUCUACAAGACGAGAUUCUUUUUAUUCCUUAUCAAUAAGUUGAUGCUAAAGUUCUUGUUAUACUAUUUUACUUUCAAUAACUUUCCUUAUAUCUUCUUUCUCGUAUAAGAAUCUCUCUGCAAUCCCUGCCCAUUGCCUUCUUACGGAUUCCUUAUCCCAUCAUUGCAAAAGUUGGAUUAAACGUUAUUAGUUUAAUCAAGACUUACUACUUAUUCACGCCAGCCACUCUCACCACAAAGGGUAUUCGCCAAUCUCGUAUAUCGACGAAAUAAUUAAACUAUGUAUUCAAACAUUUCACCUGACCCCGGUCAUUUGAAAUACCAUGGAUAUCUUCUCUUCAACAAAUUGGGAGAACAAUUUACUAUAAAUUAUUUUCUAAGUUAUUUAUUUUAAUUAUCAUAAUUGACCGUAUCGUCCAAAAUUGUCGCAUAAUUUAUUUAAAUUAAUUUGUAAAUAUUUUGAUGUUUUCUUUGAUUUGUAUUUAUCAUUGCUAAGCAUGAGACAUCUUCAAUGUAAAGAUGAGCGCUGUAAGUAUUAAAUUUGAUUUAUUUUUAAAAUUAAGACUAUGAAAAAGACAGAAAUUGUCCUCCCAACUUGUCUAUUAAAAUAUAACAAAGAAGUUAUAUUCAGUAUAACACAACAAACGGGUUUUCGAUACUUAGUAUAAACAUUUAUAAAUAAAAUGUAAAAUAUGUUAAUAAUGUCUAUUGUAAGUAAACAAUCUUGAUCUCUGAAUAAUCGAUAGAAUAAAUUAUAUUUUCGUAAUUAAAGUAAUAACUGAUUCUAGUAAAAAAAAUGAAAAAAAAAACAAGUGAAAAUGACUGCUUUGUUGAUAGAAUGUAAAUAUUAUGUACAGUGUUACGAUUUUGCUGUGAUCGAUUACUCGACUGUUUUAAGUUGCAAAUGAAACUACACAACAACAUCUUGGAUUCACAAAAUAAACAAUGUUGAAUAAAUACGAGAUGAAACAAUUAUGACUGUACUAUGAACCUUUGAAAUGACAUCAGUGGAUUUUGUAUCUCAAAACAGUCGAAAUGAAUGCACUGAUCUAUUGUACCAAGUGAAUACCAAGAUAAAGCCUUAUAACAUUUAUAAGAAAGCUCCAGUAAUUGGGUCUAUAGCUGUCCAAAAUAGACUCAAAAGUGUUCUCCGAUAAGAAUACUUAUUUUAUUUACGCGUUUAAGUAUUUGUUUCAAAAUAUUAUCAAAAAAACGUUGAGCAAUAUUUUAAUGUCAACCUCAGUAUCAAUAACUUUACAGGGUUCUCAAAAAUAAGGUUAGUAAAAUAUUUUUUUAGACCCAAAGGUAUAGCCUACUAGAUUAAAAAAACUGUAUUACUAUAAUAAAUGUCUUAAAAUAAUGAUAUAAUUAUAAAACUACGAAGAUCAGUGCAUUCAACAAAAUAUUCUGUCUAUACUAGGCUAAGAGUUGACAUCUUUCAUACCUACUACGUUAUUUUUACAGGUUUUCUUAUUAAAAUCUUCUAUGAUAGUCCCCUGUGGUACGACACACGAAUUUAUUUGAUAUUACAUAGUAUAACGACAGUUUAUUUAAUGUAAAAGUCAAAAUUUUAGCGAAGGUUUAAGAGAUUAUUGGGGUCAUAAUUAUUCUGUUCCAUCAGAAGCAAGUUUUGCUUCAUUGUGACUGUAUGAUUAAAGCUACUUUUUAUUCAUACAGAUAGUAUGUCAAUUUAAAUAAAGUUGCUGGCUCUAAUAAUCUCUUCAGCUAUCUAAAUACAAAUAUGUUUUGUAAAUAAAAGAAUAUAACAUUCCUUUUCGUAGGUUGUUGAGGUUUAAAACUUGAUAGUUACUAUUCAAGCUGUAGUAAGUACAUCAGUUUGUAUCUUUUUAAAAGUUACCACUUUCUUAUAUCGUUGCUAAGAGGCUUAUCGUUAGUCUAGGCUGAAAUACAGGCGAUGUUUAUGCUGUGUCGCGGGCUUAGAUGUGACUGAGAAAACUAGGAAAAAAUAAGUAUUAUUAAAUGGGAGUAAAAAAAUUCGAACAGAAAAUCAAUAAAUUGGCACAAAAUUAUUUUAAUUGUAUAAAAUUCUGUGUGUCAGUCACAUCUAAAUCCACCACAUGAAAGCUAUUAUCAAAUCAUCAAUUAGCAAAAAAUAUCAUUUAAAAUGAAAAAAAAAAGAAAAUAACAGUUCAUUAUUUUAUUGUUUACUAAAUUAUUGUUAUAAUUAAAGGAAAAUUGUUCUGGUCAGUCGACUCCUAUUACUAUAGUUUGUAAUUAGGCGAGGCGUCCGCAAUCUGUACAUAGACCACCCGCUAGGCGCCCGCCGUUUGUAAUAUAUAUUUAUUAGAAGAGAACAAUGGUUGGAAUGCAGAUGGAUGUAGUUUUACAUUAUGUAUUGAGAUUUGAAACGAUUAGGUUAGUUGCAUUUGCCAAAAUAAAUUUCCCGAUCACUGUU
This is a messenger RNA of Helicoverpa armigera (cotton bollworm), 5364 nucleotides long. It is a transcript of the gene ksr, whose product is annotated as kinase suppressor of Ras 2. Gene Ontology annotation, biological process: protein phosphorylation; Ras protein signal transduction. Gene Ontology annotation, molecular function: ATP binding; protein kinase activity. The transcript has 19 exons. Gene Ontology annotation, cellular component: cytoplasm. The record is from RefSeq and is a predicted model, not a curated record. NCBI's taxonomy places the organism in Eukaryota, Metazoa, Arthropoda, Insecta, Lepidoptera, Noctuidae. The coding region runs from base 157 to 2733 and encodes 858 amino acids.